AUGCUGAGAGAAAUACAGGCCCAGGAGCUAUCUGUGCUACUGAAGGGAGAGUCUUUUGAAUGGUCUAUUUUGAUAUUGGACAAAGACGGGCAGGACAUCAUAUCCCCGCUGUUUAUUAUGACCGAUCUCAUGGAGAUGGGGAUAGUGCAGUGCUUGAGAAUGGAAGAUAGCAGAGAAGCGAACUUGGAAACAAGAGCAAUUUAUUUUGUAAAAGAGACAGAGCAGAAUGUGGCAAGAAUAAUUGAAGACGUGCGGUGCAAUAUGUACAGCAGAAUAGAAAUACUUUUCACGGGAAUAGUCAGCACAAAGUUCCUCAGAGAUCUUUCUCUUAAGCUGGCAGCGAUAAAAGAGGCUAACAGAGUGGUGAAAGUGGUGGACACAAUUUCCACACACUCCAUGCUGCACGAUAACAUAUACACGCUGAACAUGGAAAAUUCUUUUGUCCAGACAGCGAGACUCGGCAGUUAUUUUGCACAGACACAAACCACGCAGGCAGAAACAGAAAUAGUCGAGCACACAGCUUCUACUGGAAAUGAAGCAGGCAGCGAGAGUGCAGAAGAGAUGGAGCAGGAGCAUUCGGGGUACUUUGAGAAAAUAGUUCUGUCGCUACUGUCUAUUUUCAAAAACACAAACGAUCCCGUUAUCUACCACAACCACCCGAUAUCUCGGAAAAUAUCAACAGAUUUUCUCGACAGACUGUCGGAGAUAAGAGAAGUGCAGGAGAGAAAAAGCCCGCAGAAACACAAAAAACAAAAAAGACCGCUUCUCAUCAUUUUGAACAGAAACGAAGACCUUGUUGGGCCGAUGUACCACACAAACUCAUACGGCGCCAUGCUCAAUGAAAUAUUUGAGUUCAAUCUUAACAAACUUGUCAUUGAAAACCCAAUAAACAGCAAAACAGAAGACGACAAGAAAAAAGAAGGGCCAGAGAUAUACAACCUCAACAGACACGACACAUUCUACAAUGCAAACAUAAACCAGCCGUUCACCACAGUAGUCGACAAAGUAAACGAAGAUCUGCUCGCAUACAAAGAGCUCUCAAACAGCGCAUCGAUCAACAUGUCGAGUGGAAACGAUGAAAUGAUAAAAUCGCUGAUCAAGCUGCCAGAUCUCGUGGGAAAGAACAGACUUCUGUACAACCAUCUGAACAUUGUUCUGAAUGCAAUAGAAGUUAUCAAGAACAAGCACCUUGAUGAGCUGUUUUCGAUAGAAGACAGCAGCGCAAUAGAUGUUCCAGAAGUGGAAGAAAUCAUCGGAAAAAUAGAUAGGAACGAGCUGAUUAGAUUAUGUGCAAUAAUCUCAGCCAAGUUCAGCAAACAGUACGCUGAACUGUCAAAGACAAUAGACAAAACUCUGCAAAACAAGGCAGUGCUGAACUACAUAGAAAGAAACACCGUAAAGCACGGGAUGAAAAGCAAGAUAAUAAAUAACCUGAAAAGGAUGAUAGGCGUAGGGAAGGACGGGAUAGUGAGAAGAAUAGAGGAAGUGUACAACAAAAGAGAGGAGGAUUACUCCUCUAUAAAUGUGCUCCUGCUCGGAGGAGGCACUUAUGACGAAUACAAAGCAGUGAUGGACUACGGAAAAUCGCAGAACAUAAAAAUAACGUACGGAAGCACAGAAAUUCUUUCAGCAAACAAUCUUAUAGCACAGAUAGAAGAAAUAGCACAAUAA
Messenger RNA from Nematocida minor, 1671 nucleotides. Its product is annotated as sec1 family domain-containing protein 1. NCBI's taxonomy places the organism in Eukaryota, Fungi, Microsporidia. The transcript has a single exon. The coding region runs from base 1 to 1671 and encodes 556 amino acids. The record is from RefSeq and is a predicted model, not a curated record. Gene Ontology annotation, biological process: intracellular protein transport; vesicle-mediated transport.